Molecule: messenger RNA, 1422 nt
Organism: Rosa rugosa (rugosa rose)
Lineage: Eukaryota; Viridiplantae; Streptophyta; Magnoliopsida; Rosales; Rosaceae
Exons: 1
Coding region: 1-1422 (473 amino acids)
Molecular function (GO): catalytic activity
Source: RefSeq, a predicted model, not a curated record
AUGAAGAUACUCUCAUGGAAUAGUCGGGGGAGUGCCUGGGAAGGCUUUGUGGCACAAACCCAGUUCUAUGUUGCAUGUUUCGAUGUUGAUAUCCUUUGUAUUUUAGACACCAGGGCUCCUUCUGUCUCUAUUUCAAACAAACUUAAGAAUCUUCCAUUCGAUAAUUCUUAUGGUAUUUCAGCCUUAGGGCAAUGUGGUGGUUUGGUGAUUCUUUGGAAAUCAAAUCUAGUUAAGGUUGAUGUAAUUGAACCUCAUGAUAGAUUUAUCCACUGUCUGAUUAAGGAUUUGGUCACUUCCAAAUCUUAUUAUGCAACUUUUGUUUAUGCCUAUCCCCAAAAAGAUAGACAAGCUGUGCUUUGGAAUGAUCUUGCUCGUUUACAACCACCCAAUAAUGAAUGUUGGGUACUGAUGGGAGACUUUAACAUCAUUACUAGCCUUGAUGAAAAGCUUGGUGGAGGCCAAGUAGUCACAAAUUAUAUGCUCAAUUUCUGUGAUUUUUUAAACAAUGAAAACCUUUUCUCUUUGAGAGCCUUUGGACUCCCAUAUACUUGGACAAAUAAACACGAAGAUGAUUCUCUUAUUUUUGAGAGAUUGGAUAGGGCUUGUGUCAACACAAGCCUUCUCAAUGACUGUCCAGAUAUCAAAUUGGAAAACCUUCCAAUAAUUGGUUCUGAUCAUGGGCCUAUUUGUCUAACACUCAAUAACAUAAAGAAAAAGAAAAACAAAUCCUUUAAAUUUGAAGCCAUUUGGCUCUCACAUAAGGAGUUUAAACCUUUGGUUGAACAUAUUUGGAACCAAAGUCUUAAUACUAACCAUUUAUUGAAUUUUGUCACCAUUGCAGGUCAAUUCUCUAGCCAGGCACAAAACUGGAACAAAAAUGUCUAUGGAAACCUCUUCAGGAAGUUGGAGGAUCUAAAUGAAAGAAGUAGUCUUAUCCAACAACAGUUAAUGAUGUCACCUAUGUCUAACUACUUGCAAGUGCAGGAUCUGCAAGUCAGAGAGGAACUUCUGGUACUUUAUAAAGACGAGGAACUGUUUUGGGCUCAAAAGGCUAAAGCUAACUGGCUCAAAUUGGGAGACAGGAACACUAGAUUCUUCCAAGCUCAGGUCAAUAUUAGGAAGAAAUCUAACCUGAUAACAAGAAUUCAAGAUAGCUCUGUAAAUUGGGCUACUGCAGAUCAUGACAUUGCGGAUAUUUUAAUCCAAGAUUUUAAAAAGAGAUUCCAUCUUGAUAAUGCUCCUAAUAAGGAUUCUUUAAAUGAUUUUAUUUGCAUUAUAGAGCCAUGCAUUAAUCAUUCUGACAAUGAGCUUUUGAAUAAACAGGUCACAGAUGAGGAAAUCCUAGAAGCUGUUAAAGCUAUUGGACCUCUUAAAGCACUCGAUCCAGAUGGGUUGCAUGCCUCCUUCUAUCAAAACUGCUAG